Messenger RNA from Blepharisma stoltei, 532 nucleotides. The record is from the annotation of a GenBank genome assembly. NCBI's taxonomy places the organism in Eukaryota, Ciliophora, Heterotrichea, Heterotrichida, Blepharismidae.
AUGAAAUGCUAUUUCCUAAGCCGUGGCACAAAAUAUCAUAUCUGUUCUGUGUGAGAGAGACAUUGGUUACUCCUAUACCUUCGUGAGCGAGAAAAACUAUUGGAAAAGUCCUUUGCCUUUGCCCAGAAACCCAUCCUCCGUAAGUGGAAUUUUUUUUGAUAUAUAAGUGAUAAUUAUUAUAAUGAAAUCUUUAGCUAAUUCUGUUUAAUUUCAAAACAGCUUGCAUUUUAAAACAUAAAUUUUACAAUUAAAUUAACAUCUACUUUCUAAUUUUGCGAAUUCGGAUUUUUACAUUUUAAAAACAAAUUACUGUAAUAUAUGAGCUAACAAAGUUUUUUUUUUCGUUCACGGAGGAGGAUUAAGCAGUUACCUUUCUAAGUUUCUGAUGAACAGGAGCAUUGAAGAAAAGAAUCGGCUUUACUUGUCCUUUUGCGUCUCUUUAAACGCUUUUUUUUCCAGGUAUCAUCUUAAAAUCCAAUGACUUCCUUCUUGGCAUGAAAGUGAAUUAAUUGAAUGUGAAUUUUGAAAGUAG